Rotaria sp. Silwood1 is the source of this 927-nucleotide messenger RNA. NCBI's taxonomy places the organism in Eukaryota, Metazoa, Rotifera, Eurotatoria, Philodinida, Philodinidae. The record is from the annotation of a GenBank genome assembly.
AUGCUUAAUGAAGAAUUAGCUGGUACACUUGUUCUUGAUAAACCUAUUCAUGGUACUAUUAGUCCAAGUGGAACAUCAGCUAGUGGUGAUCAUGAUAGUCGUUUAGCUGCAUUGGCAUCAGGUUCUCGAACAGGUAAAAUGGAAAUAAUUGGACAAGAAGGUUGUGGAAAAUUAGAAUUUAAAUCACCAGCUGGUAUGACAAUAAAUGGCGAUGGACAUUUAGUUAUUGCUGAAAUUGAUAAUAAUCGUUUACAAAUUUUAACAAGAGAAUUUACACAUAUUCGAACAAUAAUUGGUUUUCGUGAACCACGUGAUGUUUCAUUUACAAAAGAUAAACGUUAUUUAAUUACUGAUAAUCAUAAAUUAAUUAUCUUAGAUGAAGAAUUUCAUAAAGUUGAAGUUAUUGGUUCAAAUAAAUCUGGCAAAGGACGAAAUAUGUUUAAUAAUCCAACUGGCAUAAGUAUUGAUGAUGAUGAUGAUGAUAUAAUAAUAUGUGAUACAAAUAAUGAUCGUUUAGUUCUUAUUUCACGUGAUUUUAAAUGGAUACGAGAUAUAAAUACAGGUAUUGAUACAUCACCACGUUAUAUUUGUAUACGUCAAAAUAUACUAUAUGUAACAAGUGGAACAAAAGCUUGUGUUUUAAUAUUUAAUAAAAAUACUGAUCAACAAAUAAAUACAAUACCAGAAUUAACAUUAGGUUUAUCAAUUGAUGCACCACGAUCUAUUCGAUGUGUACGAGAUCUUUUAUUUGUUACAUCAAGUUUAUCAAAAAGUAUAUUUGUAUUUACAAUUGAUGGAGAAUAUCGAGGUGAAUUAAGACAUGAAUUAUUUGCAAAACCAAUUGGCAUUCUUUUUAUUGAUGAUAGUCUUUAUGUUACAGAUAGUGAUAAACAUGCAUUAUUUCAUUUUAGUGGUGUUCUUCAAUGA